CGAAAUAGAGCCAGAUAUAAGAAAAAGAUUUGAACACUUUUGCACAGGCUGUUAUAGAGCUUCAUUUUACAGACAUGAAAAACAAAAAGAGACAUAGAUUUGCCAAAGUAAUAAUAAUUAACUGAUCAAAUCUCUUAGGUAUAGUUGAUGCAGGUCUGAGCAUUAAAGGACACUAUUGUUGUUUAAAUCGAACUUGGAUUAAAGGAAUGGAUGACAGGACAUUCAACUUUUCUUAUAAAGAACUCUACUUGAUUGGAUUCACAGAUAUGCAAGAGUAUCGUCAAUAUCUGUUCAUUCCUUUUUUGGUCAUCUUUGCUUUCACAUUGUCUGCAAACUCAAUUAUAAUGCUGGUGAUUGUCAAAGAAAGCAAGUUACAUGAACCCAUGUUCAUUCUGAUCGGGUUUGCCGCAGCUCUUGGGUUUAUACAGCCAAUUUUUCUACUUCCGAGAAUGUUAAUCAGUUUUCUGUUCGGCAAAAAUAUGAUUUACAAGGAUGAAUGUCUUGUUCAAAUGUUUUGUCUGCAUAUGGCAGGUUGUUUCCAGUCGACUGUUUUGGUUGGGAUGGCAGUCGACAGAUUAUUUGCCAUUAUUUUUCCCUUACAGUACCAUGACUAUGUAAACUUCAAAUCUUCAUUAAUAUUCUGUUUGUCCCUUUGUUUCCGUAACUUGCUUUACGUUGUUGCAAUGGUUGGUUUGGUUGGGCCACUCUAUUUUUGUAAAACAAAUGUGAUUUAUCAUUGUGUUUGUGAGCAUACAUCCGUUGUUAAUAUAGCCUGUGGUAAUCUGAGUAAGAACUACAUGGCUGGGAUAAUCGGUUUUGGCUUAUCAUCAAGUGACUGUGUAUUUAUAGUCUGCUCUUACAUUGUCAUUUUUGUGAUUAUAGCUCGCUCUCCUGCGGGUGAGUCAUGCCAAAAAGCCAUCUACACAUGUUGCACGCAUUUAAUGGUCUUAUCGGUGGCAUUUCUCUCUGUUGUAAUAGCAUUUGUUGGCUACAGGGUUACUACCAUACCUAAAGAUUUCCGUGUGUUAUGUACCUUGUCAUAUCUUCUUCUUCCAAACUGCUUUAACCCAGUAAUCUAUGGAAUACGAACAAAGGAAAUCAGAGUUCAAGUUGUUAAAUAUUUAUCCUCUAAAAGGGUUGAUUCAUAUUAACUCAUUUUACUUUGUUGCCCUUUUUCCUUAAUUCCAAUUCAUUGUACAUGAAGGAAAAUGUUUGUUAUUAAUAUGCGUAAAACAUGUACCUAUGGAAUUGUGUUUGUUGGUUUUAAAUCUUAAAUUGUUGAACAGGCAUGCAGAAUAUUUUAAAAUGUUAUGUGGACAUUGAAAAUGACAAUAAUCUUUUCCAAUGACAGAU
This is a messenger RNA of Labeo rohita (rohu), 1353 nucleotides long. It is a transcript of the gene or55d1, whose product is annotated as odorant receptor, family 55, subfamily D, member 1. Gene Ontology annotation, molecular function: G protein-coupled receptor activity; olfactory receptor activity. Gene Ontology annotation, cellular component: membrane. NCBI's taxonomy places the organism in Eukaryota, Metazoa, Chordata, Actinopteri, Cypriniformes, Cyprinidae. The transcript has 2 exons. Gene Ontology annotation, biological process: G protein-coupled receptor signaling pathway. Bases 207 to 1151 code for a protein of 314 amino acids. The record is from RefSeq and is a predicted model, not a curated record.